Messenger RNA from Apis florea (little honeybee), 2797 nucleotides. Its product is annotated as odorant receptor 10-like. NCBI's taxonomy places the organism in Eukaryota, Metazoa, Arthropoda, Insecta, Hymenoptera, Apidae. Gene Ontology annotation, molecular function: odorant binding; olfactory receptor activity. Gene Ontology annotation, biological process: detection of chemical stimulus involved in sensory perception of smell; sensory perception of smell. The record is from RefSeq and is a predicted model, not a curated record. Gene Ontology annotation, cellular component: plasma membrane.
UUUCAGAAAUUUAUAUUUUCAAUUUUAUUGCUAUAUACUAAAGUGCUGGUGUACAAUACAGAUUUGAAAAAAUCAAUUUAUCGAUGUCUCCUGUCGUACACUCUCAUCAUUGAUAAUAUAUGAACAAACAAACUAAGGACUAAGAGGGGUCGAACCCUUUGAAAAAGAAUACUAAUGUCAUCUACUCUUUCGAAUCGAAAUUCAAACGCAGGCGCAACGCGAUUUUUCAUUUCAAUUGUCAUCGAACCAGUAACAUUUAGUAGCCAGCGAGCUCUCGAGCGUCAACGAUGAAAAAUCAACAAGUCGUCAUCAUUCAGGAUGACGAUAAGAGGAAAACGAAUUUGAGCAUACAAUGGAACCGUUGGUUGUUGACACCGAUCGGUGCUUGGCCAAAUUUACGCAAAUCGAGAAUAGGAAAAUGUUAUUCUUUCCUCAUCAGUAUUAUUUGUUACAGUUUGAUCAGUUUCAUGCUCGUGUCUUGUAGCAUAUUCCUAAUGGUGGAAAUCAACAACAUAUAUAACAAACUCAAAAUGGUGGGUCCAUUGAGUUUCUUCGUGAUGACAUUCAUGAAAUAUUAUUUUCUAUUGCUCCAUGAAAAUGAUAUACGUGAAGGUAUUGAACGUAUCGAAUGGGAUUGGAAGAAUGUUAAACACCAAGAGGAUAGAAACAUUAUGAUUAUGUAUGCGAAUUAUGGAAGAAAAUUGGCGUUCAUUUGCUUCUUUUUCAUGUUAUGUGCUUUUAUAUUUUAUUUUCUUAUUCAACCGUUCGGCGGGGGAAAAAUAGUGGAUGGAAAUUUGACGUUUAUACAAUUACCAUUCCCUGCAUCGAUUUUGAUCGCCGAUAUGCGUGAUAGUCCUUGCAACGAAAUCAUGUUAUCUAUUCAAAUUCUGACAGGUAUCGUGAUGAACGCUAUAAGAUCGGCGGCUUGCAGUGUAGCCGCUGUGUUUGCAAUACAUGCAUGUGGACAAAUGCAAGUGUUGAUGAAUUGGUUGAAUCAUUUGGUGGAUGGCCGAUCGGACAUGAGCAAGAAAAUAGAUGACAGAAUUGCAAAUAUUGUGAUUCAACACGACCGGAUAUUGAAAUUUUUGGCACUUACAGAAAGAGCGCUUCAACAAAUAUCUUUUGUAGAAUUUUUAGGCUGUACAAUGAAUAUGUGUCUUCUCGGAUAUUAUCUAAUUGUGGAAUGGAAUCCGAAUGAAUUGAUAAUUUCGUUAACUUACGUAAUAAUAAUCGCAUCGAUUACCUUCAAUAUUUUCAUAUUUUGUUAUAUAGGCGAAUUGGUUGCCGAACAGUCUGAAAAGGUUGCAGAAGUGGCAUAUAUGAUCGAAUGGUACCGAAUAAGAGGCAAAAAAAAGCUUUGUUGUGUUUUGAUCAUUGCAAUGUCCAAUUCAUCAAUAAAAUUUACAGCCGGAAAUAUGGUUGAGUUAUCUAUUUAUACUUUCAGUGACUAUAUUCAGUAUCUAGCCAACUAUCGAAUGUCAACAAUGGAAAAAAAUCAAUCUAUCAUCGUCCAGGAUGAUUAUGAGACGAAUGUAAAUUUGAGCAUACAAUGGAAUCGUGUUUUGUUGAAAUGUCUCGGUACAUGGCCAAAUUUACGCGAGUCUAGAAUAGGGAAAUGUUAUUCCGUGUUGAUCAGUAUCGUUUUUUACGGUUUAAUCAGCUUUAUGCUCGCAUCGUCUAACAUGUUCUUGCUUGUUGAAGUGAAAGAUACGUACAACAGAAUCAAAAUGAUCGGUCCAUUGAGUUUUUUCAUAAUGACGCUGAUGAAAUAUUAUCUUUUAACAUUUCACAAAGACAAUAUCCGCAAAGGUAUCGAGCAUAUCAAAUGGGAUUGGAAAAACGUGGAGCAUCAAGAAGAUAAGAAAAUCAUGAUCGAAUAUGCGAAUUAUGGAAAGAAACUAGCAUUGAUUUCCAUCUUUUUCGUGUAUAGUGCAUUUGUCUUUUACUACUUCGUUGUACCUAUCAGCGUGGGUAAAAAGGAUGGAAAUUUAACAUUUAUACCAUUGCCGUUCCCUUCUUCGAAAUUGAUCACUGAUGUGCGUCAGAGCCCGGCUAACGAAAUUUUAUUCUUCAUUCAAGUUUUAUCAGGUGUUAUCAUACACGCAAUAACAGCAGCGGCAGUUAACAUAGCCGCCAUGUUUGCAGUGCACGCGUGUGGACAGAUGAAAAUGUUAAUGAAUUGGUUGGAAUACUUGGUAGAUGGCCGAUCGGAUAUGAACAAAAUCGUGGAUAAGAGAAUCGCAAAAAUUGUGGUUCAGCAUGAUCGGAUAUUGAAAUUUUUGGCUCUUACAGAAAAAGCGCUUCAACAAAUAUCUUUCGUAGAAUUUUUAGGUUGCACAAUGAAUAUGUGCUUUCUUGGAUAUUAUCUAAUAGUGGAAUGGAAUCCAAAAGAAAUAUCAGUUUCGUUAACUUACAUAUCAUUACUCAUAUCGUUCACCUUCAACAUUUUUAUAUUUUGUUAUAUAGGUGAUCUGGUUGCCGAACAGUGUCAGAAAGUUGGAGAAAUGACAUAUAUGAUCGAAUGGUAUCGAUUAAAAGGCAAGAAAAAACUUUGCUGCGUUUUAAUCAUUGCAAUGUCUAAUUCAUCGAUAAAAUUUACAGCUGGAAAUAUGGUUGAAUUAUCUAUUUAUACUUUUAGUGACGUUGUAAAAACGUCGGUGGCUUUUUUAAACAUGUUGCGAGCAUUGACUUAAACCAUACUUUUUAUAAUAUAGAUAUUUACUUUUGAUAGUAAAUAGACAUUUGUUGUAAAAAGAUCACGUGUCUAUAUAUAUUGUAUUAAAAUGAAAUUGAUUUU